Carassius auratus (goldfish) is the source of this 3499-nucleotide messenger RNA. RefSeq names its product pyrroline-5-carboxylate reductase 1, mitochondrial-like. The transcript is spliced from 8 exons. NCBI's taxonomy places the organism in Eukaryota, Metazoa, Chordata, Actinopteri, Cypriniformes, Cyprinidae. The record is from RefSeq and is a predicted model, not a curated record. Gene Ontology annotation, molecular function: pyrroline-5-carboxylate reductase activity. Bases 325 to 1281 code for a protein of 318 amino acids. Gene Ontology annotation, biological process: L-proline biosynthetic process.
CACACACAACUGACCCACAUUUUGUUCUUUUUUUCUUCUGGAACUGAUGCAAUAAGACCGCUUUGUUGUAAACCCCGCCUUCGCUGCAUUCGCUGCGCUGAUUGGUUUGAUGCGACAGCAUCUCGUCUCUCAUUGGUCCGUCUGUGCGUCAGUCAGAACGCUUCACAUGGAAGGAAGGAAGCCACGUUGACAUCAAUCAGUGUUUUCAUCCCUUGAUAAACUAGAACACAUCUUCCGUUCACCGUGAGUCUCGGCGGAGUGCCAUGUAAUGUGAGUAUCUUCAGCUGAAACGCUGUGGUGUUUGUCAGGUGUGUGGUCAUCAGGAUGAGUGUGGGCUUCAUCGGAGCGGGUCAGCUGGCACACGCCCUGGUCAAGGGCUUCACAGCGGCGGGUGUGAUCACUGCCAACAGAAUCACAGCGAGUUCACCGGACACAGAUCUGCCGACAGUCUCCGGCCUAAGGAAAAUGGGCGUCAAUUUCACUACGAGCAACAAGGAAGCGGCGCACAAGAGUGACGUUCUGUUCCUGGCCGUCAAGCCACACAUAAUCCCGUUCGUUUUGGACGAGAUCGGUCCUGAUAUCGAGGACCGUCAUCUGAUCGUGUCCUGCGCCGCUGGAGUCACCAUCAGCUCCAUCGAGAAGAAGCUGCUCCAGUACCGCGCGGCUCCUAAAGUGAUGCGGUGUAUGACGAACACGCCGGUGGUGGUGCGCGAGGGGGCCACGGUUUACGCCACAGGAAGUCACGCCGAGGUGGAGGACGGGAGGCUCCUGGAGCAGCUGAUGGCCAGCGUGGGCUUCUGCACCGAGGUGGAGGAGGAUCUGAUCGACGCCGUGACGGGUCUCAGCGGCAGCGGACCUGCUUACGCGUUCACGGCUCUGGAUGCUCUGGCUGACGGGGGGGUGAAGAUGGGGUUGCCACGGCGACUGGCGGUCAGACUGGGAGCACAGGCUUUACUGGGAGCAGCUAAGAUGCUUCUGGACUCGGAGCAGCACCCGGGACAGCUGAAGGACAACGUCUGCUCACCAGGGGGCGCUACCAUCCACGCCCUGCACUUCCUGGAGAGCGGAGGCUUCCGGAGUCUCCUCAUCAACGCUGUGGAGGCGUCCUGCAUCAGGACCAGAGAGCUGCAGUUUCUGGCCGAUCAGGAGAAGAUCUCGCCCGCCGCCAUCAAGAAGACGACGCUGGAUAAAGUGCUGCAGCAGCCGGGCGUCUCGUCCACAUCAGUCGCCACCAAGAGCAGAGUCAACCUGUUCAACCACAGGAACGGCAUCAAGAAGUGAACACACACACACACACACACAGAGGACAAUACAAGAACUGUGCUGCCUGUCCACACACACAAACACAUCCACUGGUACAGUAUUACACCUGGGAAACUCGUGUCAUAUAGAGUGUUAUUAACACCUUCAUAUCUUUAAAGUCCUUGAAAAAUCAAAGGAAAUAAUGUCAGUGGUUUCCAGAUGGGUUUCUAUGUCCAUAGUCACUUUGUUCGAGGAUGAAACUGGACACAGAAGACAUUUUGAAUCAUGUUUUGCACACAUGAACUGUCAGACUUGUUGAUAUUGUUUUGGUUAACAAGAUAUCAGAACUCCCCAUAGCAACACCCUGGCAACAGCUCCAGUCAGCCUAUUGGUAGCUUUCAGUCACAUGACCGGCUCGAAGACCUGGGGGGCAAAACAUCCAUAGAACUGCAACACCAGACUAUCAGUCUGCCAACUGUUUCACAGACGCAAAUAUUUAGAUCGCCUCUCAAAAGAAUAAAACAAAGGUAUGUGAAUUAAAUUCAACUUUUGGCAAUUUGCAAUCCAUAUUAUGCACCCGCAGCAAUAUUUGAAGCAGUAAACAGUGCAACAAAUGUUGUAAAAACACUUACAGUGCCUUGAUAUAUUUAAAACAAUAAUAUUAAAAGAUCAAAUUCAGUAAUCACUAUAUUAAUGAUGCAUAAUUUCAAUGUGAAACCAUUUAACGUGAAACUUUGCACAGUUUAAUGAAAAUUCUGGUUUCAUAUGCUUGCCUGUACGAAAUAUACAUCAUCAAUAAUGUGUUUAUUUAAUUUCACCUUUUAAUAUCUGCGUAUUACUACAUUACUACUUAAUGCAAUCUGCAUAAAGAUAACUGGCGGUCUGUGGAGCAAAGCUUUGUUUUGCCCUCCAGGUGGGUGUUCCUAUCAGUGUGUGACAUCACGUGAAAACUAGUAAUUCCCUGGCAACAGCUCAAAACACCCCGUAGCAACGCCCUGGUAACCCUUUAACAACACCCUGGCAACAGCCCAAAACACCCUGUAGCAAUGCCCUGGUAACCCUAUAACAACACCCUGGCAACAGCCCAAAACACCCUGUAGCAAUGCCCUGGUAACCCUUUAACAACACCCUGACAACAGCCCAAAACACCCUGUAGCAACGCCCUGGUAACCCUUUAACAAUACCCUGACAACAGCUCAAAACACCCCGUAGCAACGCCCUGGUCACCCUAUAACAACACCCUGGCAACAGCUCAAAACACCCCGUAGCAAUGCCCUGGUCACCCUAUAACAACACCCUGGCAACAGCUCAAAACACCCCAUAGCAACACCCUGGCAACAGCUCAAAACACCCCGUAGCAAUGCCCUGGUCACCCCAUAACAACACCCUGGCAACAGCUCAAAACACGCCGUAGCAACGCCCUGGUCACCCUAUAACAACACCGUGACAACAGCUCAAAACACCCCGUAGCAACGCCCUGGUAACCCUUUAACAACACCUUGGCAACAGCCCAAAACACCCUGUAGCAACGCCCUGGUAACCCUUUAACAACACCCUGGCAACAGCUCAAAACACCCCGUAGCAAUGCCCUGGUCACCCUAUAACAACACCCUGGCAACAGCUCAAAACACCCCAUAGCAACACCCUGGCAACAGCUCAAAACACCCCGUAGCAACGCCCUGGUCACCCUAUAACAACAGCUCAAAACACCCCAUAGCAACACCCUGGCAACAGCUCAAAACACCCCGUAGCAAUGCCCUGGUCACCCUAUAACAACAGCUCAAAACACCCCAUAGCAACACCCUGGCAACAGCUCAAAACACCCCGUAGCAAUGCCCUGGUAACCCUUUAACAACACCCUGGCAACAGCUCAAAACACCCCGUAGUAACGCCCUGGUCACCCUUUAACAACAGGAUAUCUGAACUUCUCUGGGCUGUUGCAGGAAGUGACAUCACAGAAAAUCAACUUUUAUUUUUGUUUCAUUUCAUCUGGAUGUUUUGCAGACCUGGACACCCUAUAUAUUUGUUGCUUGUUCUCUUUAAAAUGCUGGAGAAAAUAAUGAAUGUCAAAUAGCCAAAGUGUUUUGUAAGCUGAUUAUCAGGCAUGAAACAUCUUUCUGUUUGUCUGUUCUAUUGCAGAAAUGUGAAAACUGCAGAAAUGGUGCUGAAAGUUAAGAUAGAAAAGCUGUGUUUUUGCUUACGCUUGUGGGUUUAUUUCCUUUGGUUUUAUUGAUAAACUAUUUCUGAUGAGCGAGAA